Molecule: messenger RNA, 3637 nt
Organism: Glycine soja
Lineage: Eukaryota; Viridiplantae; Streptophyta; Magnoliopsida; Fabales; Fabaceae
Product: auxilin-related protein 2-like
Exons: 8
Coding region: 402-3170 (922 amino acids)
Biological process (GO): clathrin coat disassembly; clathrin-dependent endocytosis
Cellular component (GO): vesicle; cytoplasm; intracellular membrane-bounded organelle
Molecular function (GO): clathrin binding
Source: RefSeq, a predicted model, not a curated record
ACAAUUUCUGGAAUUUAAUUUUAAAAAUCAAGCGUGGAGCCCUGACACAAAUCCAUAACAUGAUUCGACCCCAAAAUAGCAAGAAUCAGAAUUUGAGGAACCCUCGUCUCAUCGAAGCAAAUUCUUCAACGGGGACACACAAACAGAGAAAAAGGAACAAGUGAAGAAACAAAGCAAACCAGUACUAACCAUCAAGCAGAAGAAAGAAAAAUAAAAAAAAAAUAAGACGAAGAAAAAAAAAAGACCGAAGAAAAUUAAAGUGAAGCACAAGUGAGAUUUAAUUGUACUAUUGUAUCCUCUGACGGUUCUCGGUCCUCCCCUCACCGCACUCUCCCGCGGAUCCACCGUAAGCCGGAGGAUACCACCGCACACCAGAUCCUUUCCUCUCUCUGUCUCUCACGAUGAACGAUUUCGAUGGCCUCUUAACCACCGAUUUCGGGUUCAAACCCCAAGGCAAAUCGGCACCAAUGGCAGCAUCCAAAUCCUCCUCCUCCUCCAACAACAACAAAACUUCCUCUCUCAACUUCGAUUUAGGUUCCCGAUCCGCUCGUGGCGCCUCCAAUUCCUCCGUCAACGCCGCCGCCACUUCCCUCGACGAUCUCUUCGGCGACUCCUCCUCCGUCUUUCGCGCCUCCGCCGAUUUCCGUUCCAAGCCCGUCAACGACGGACCGGUCUUCGACAAACCGGUCUACGACGAAGACAUUUUCGACGGCGUUCCGGGUCUCAAGAGCUCCUCCAAGGUCUUCUACGACGACGUUUUCGCUUCUGGAGGGAGCGCCGCCGCCGCGUUCGACGAUCUUCUCGUUGGGUUAGGUAAAUCGGAGAAAUCGGAGAAGGUGGAGAAAGGUGCCCGGGAUUUUGAUGACUUGAUCUCUGGAUUCGGGAGCAGUAAGGCAAAGGCCUCCACUGAUAGGACCGUUCCUGAUAUUAAUUUGUCACGAGAACCUACUAUCAAUGCUUCUAAGACAGCCUCUAGUGCAGCAAACGACCCUUUUAAAGUCUUUGAAUCAACUUCAGCCCCAAUUGAUUCAUCCUCAGACUACUUUACGGACCCACUGGAAGAAAUUAGUAAAUUUACUAGUUCUAGAAGCACAAAAAAUGAUAGUUCUUCAAAUUCUAAUGAAGUAUAUAAUGAUAUUGAUCCCUUUGGUGGACUUGGAAAUUCUGUACCUGCAUUCUCAGCAGAGAGAAAUAGCAUGAAGGGCAGCAACUCUCCAACGCCAAGGUCAAAUACAAGUUCAAGCUGGACCGGAGAUAAAGAAUCAAAUGACAAAUCGUCUGUGAGGAGUCCUGAGAGACAAAAACAAAACAAGAUUCCUGUUGAUCAUGAUCAGGAAUUUCUUCAGGCUGCAUUUGACAUGCCCAUAUAUUCAUCUGAUUCUUACAAGCCAGUUGACCAAAGGUCUACUUCCCCUUCAUAUGAUAACAAUGGUUUUAGACAGGCUAGUAUUCAGGAAGAUAUGUCUCCAAAAUAUGAAGAAAAGUUGGAAUCAAAUGAUGAUAUAUGGUUGAUGGUAUCAGAGAUUCCUCUUUUCACUCAGCCAACUGCUGCUCCACCACCUUCAAGACCGCCUCCUCCUCGACCAGUACAUAUCCCUAAGUCAGGAGCAGGUUCUUCAGCUUCUGCCAAUGUCAGAAAGAAGGAUAAUGAAUUUUCUUAUUUUCCAAGUUCCAGUCAAUUUUCUCAGGGUUCUGAAUCUGCUCCUGCUGCAGCCAAGUUAUCUUCUGCAUCUCAGUUUGAUGAACUUGAAGAUUUUGCCAUGGGAAAGAGUCAUGAUAAUGACGAUGAACGUAUAAAUGGUCUUGCCGACGAAGAAUUAGAGAUGAACUCAGCUGCUGCAGCUAUGAAAGAGGCUAUGGAUAGAGCUGAAGCUAAAUUUAGGCACGCAAAGGGCGUCAGGGAGAGAGAGAAUACAAAAGCUUCUAAAAGCAAGGAACCUGUGCAAUUGGAAAAAGAUGGAAGAGCGGUGUCAGAGGACAGAGGAAAACAGGAAAGGUUAGACCAUGAACGGCAACAAAAGGAGAGAGAGGAAAAGGAGCAAAGAAGACGUGAGAAGGAAAGGGAGGAGAAAGAAAGAGAACAACAGAGACUUGAGAGAGAAAGAGAAAAGGCAAGACAGGCUGUGGAAAGAGCUACUAGAGAAGCACGUGAAAGAGCAGCUGUUGAAGCUCGCCGAAGAGCUGAGAGGGCUGCUGUUGAGAAAGCUAACACAGAAGCUAGAAAGCGUGCUGAAAGGGCCGCAGUUCAGAGAGCACAGGCUGAAGCCCGUGAAAGGGCUGCUACUGAGGCAAAGGAAAGGGCCGAAAAGGCUUCCGCGGAGGCAAAGGAAAGGGAAGUGCGGGAAAGAGCUGCAGCUGCAAGAGCUGAACCUGAAGCAAGAGUUAAAGCUGAACGUGCUGCUGUAGAAAGGGCUGCUGCAGAGGCCCGAGAAAGAGCUGCAGCACAGGCCCGAGAAAGAGCUGCAGCUGCUGCAAGGAUGAGCCAACAACAGAAUGACAAUGAUCUUGAAUCAUUUUUCAGCACAGGUGCACGGGCUAACAGUGCUCCAAGGCCUCCUAGGUCCAGCUCUUCAGACUCUGUAUUUGAUGCCCAAUUUCAGUCAGAUUUAACCCGGAAAUCUACAGGUGUGUCUUCAAGCAUGAAGAAAGCAUCAUCAUCCACUAAUAUUGUUGAUGAUCUUUCCUCAAUUUUUGGAGCUGCUCCAUCAUCAUCUGGAGAGUUUCAGGAAAUUGAAGGGGAAACUGAAGAAAGACGAAGAGCCAGGUUGGAACGCCACCAGAGGACUCAGGAGCGUGCGGCUAAAGCACUGGCUGAGAAGAAUCAACGGGACCUACAAACUCAAAGAGACCAAGCUGAGAGACAUAGGGUUGCUGAAACAUUGGAUUUUGAAAUUAAGCGCUGGGCUGCAGGAAAGGAGGGGAACUUGCGUGCUUUGCUUUCUACCUUACAAUAUGUUCUGUGGCCUGAAUGUGGUUGGCAACCAGUUUCUUUGACUGAUUUGAUCACUGCUGCUGCUGUUAGAAAGGUUUAUAGGAAAGCUACAUUGUGCACUCAUCCUGAUAAAGUACAACAGAAGGGUGCCACUAUUCAACAGAAAUAUAUUGCUGAGAAGGUUUUUGAUCUACUCAAGGAAGCAUGGAAUAAGUUCAAUUCAGAGGAGCUUUUCUAAUCUCAGAUGAACUCAACUACUUCAAGUCAGUUUUGCUCUGCCCAUUCUGUUGAGAGGGAGCCACUCCCCCCUUUUUUGCUGCCUCCCCCACUGCAUAUUUGUUUCGAUUGAAGUUCUGUUGCAUCGAUGAUGGAAAAUCAUUGUAGAAAAUCAAUUUCUUGUGUGGCGUCAGGAUGGCCAAAGGUUACACCGGAGAGUAAUCUGUAAUCGAUGUUAUUUCUUUGGGGGGGGGGGACCGAUGCUUAAUGAAUGCAAUAUGUUUUGUUGUAAAAUACUAGUAUCUUUUUGUUGACAUCUGUCAAUUCAAUUCAUUAUUUCAGUCGAGUGAGAGCUCCUGAGCAGUCUUUUUUUUGGUUUUGUUUAUUCAUUUAUAUUACUUGUGAUAUAGUGUAAGUCUCCUGAAUAUAUAUUAUUCCAUAAUGUUGAAUGAAGUCAAAAUGUGGGACGUUCCACAGACCUCCUUAGCA